AAAAAUGUUUAAAAAUGUAAUGUAAAAAAUGGCAAAUUUUAUGUGUCCAAAACUGCAACAGAAGCUACCAAUUCUUGCUACAGUUUAUCCCAGUUACUAUUUUGGUGUCGCUACAAAGGCGCAGAGGAAGCUGAACACUAGAUUUAAAGCGCCACGUAGGCUUGUUUUAGGGUUAGGAGCUUCUUUUUGGGCACAAUUUAUGAGUAGUGUUGGUGGUGGCAAGUCUUUCAUUGCUUCUGCUAGGCAAAAGGGUGCUAUUGAAGAGGUAUUGAAGAAUGUGGAUUGGCCUGAGCAAUUUCCCUUCAAGGAGGAGGAUUUUCAGCGCUACGACGAGUCACCAGACUCCUCAUUCUAUGAAGCUCCCCGAUUUGUGACACACAUUGAUGACCCAGCCAUUUCUGCGUUGACAAAGUACUACAAUGAGGUUUUCCCUCCAAGCAACACACCAGGAGUCAGUAUCCUAGACAUGUGUAGCAGUUGGGUCAGUCAUUAUCCAAAAGGAUAUAAGCAAGAUAGAAUAGUUGGACAAGGCAUGAACGAAGAAGAGCUCAAACGCAAUCCUGUUUUGACAGAGUACAUUGUUCAAGACUUAAACGUGAACCCUAAACUUUCAUUUGAAGACAAUUCUUUUGAUGUCAUAACUAAUACGGUCAGUGUUGAUUACCUAACAAAGCCGCUUGAUGUUUUUAAAGAGAUGGCUCGAAUACUCAAGCCCGGCGGACUGGCUAUUAUGAGCUUUUCCAAUCGUUGCUUCUUUACAAAAGCAAUCUCAAUAUGGACAUCCACCGGUGAUGCUGAUCAUGUUAUGAUAGUCGGGUCAUAUUUCCACUAUGCAGGAGGAUUUGAACCUCCACAAGCAAUUGACAUAUCUCCGAACCCUGGACGUUCAGAUCCAAUGUACAUUGUUUACUCUAGAAAGGCUUCUACGGCUUGAGCAGAAGUGGAUAAAUUUUGUAUGAUCUCUUAAAUAUACUAUCAUUUAUUUAUAACAAUAAGUAAAUAUAUUUCUUCA
This is a messenger RNA of Mercurialis annua (annual mercury), 1012 nucleotides long. RefSeq lists its product as uncharacterized. The coding region runs from base 29 to 934 and encodes 301 amino acids. NCBI's taxonomy places the organism in Eukaryota, Viridiplantae, Streptophyta, Magnoliopsida, Malpighiales, Euphorbiaceae. The transcript has 8 exons. Gene Ontology annotation, molecular function: S-adenosylmethionine-dependent methyltransferase activity. The record is from RefSeq and is a predicted model, not a curated record.